AUGUGGGGAUUUCUGGUGGUUUUGGUUUUCUUCAAUGGAUGUUUCCUUGACGAUGUGCAGAGGCAGACAUGCGUCCAAGCUCGGAUUUCUGCAUCCAACAAGCUCAGGGAUACUAAUGUUCACUCGAGACCAAAAGUUGUAAAAAUCGGGUCUGUUUUGGCCUUCGACUCGAUUGUAGGCAAAGCUGCAAAAAUUGCAGUACAAACUGCAGUAAAAGAUGUGAAUUCUGAUCCAAGUGUUCUUAAUGGAACCAAGUUGGAACUAAUUAUUCAUGACUCCGGUUCUAGUGGCUUUGUGAGUAUUAUAGAGGCUUUGCACUUCAUGGCGAGUGAAACUGUGGCGUUAAUAGGACCAGAAUCAUCGGAUUUGACUCUUAUGAUAUCCUACAUCGUGAAAGAGCUCCAAGUUCCUCUACUAUCUUUCAGAGCCACUGACCCUACAUUGUCUUCGCUUCAAUGUCCGUUCUUUAUCCGAACAACUCACAGUGACUUUUUCCAAAUGGCCGCCAUAGCAGACAUAGUCGGGUAUUAUGGAUGGAGACGAGUGAUCGCCAUUUACAUAGACGAUGAUCAUGGUAGGAAUGGAAUAACUUCAUUAGCAGAUCAAUUCGCAUCCAAAAGGGGUAAAAUCUCCCACAAAGCGCCUAUCAAACCCAAUGCUACACGUAAAGACAUACAAGAUGUUUUGCUUCAGGUUUCGUUCAUGGAAUCAAAAGUUCUUGUUCUUCACACUAGCACGAACUGGGGAUUAGAUAUACUUGAUGUUGCUAAAGAUCUUGGUAUGAUGGAGAGUGGGUACGUUUGGAUCACAACCGAUUGGCUUUCUACGAUCAUGGACAUAAGCUCGCCAUACCCUAGGAAAUCUUUUGCUUCUAUGCAGGGAGUUAUAACAUUGCGAUCAUACAUAAAAGAUUCAGAACAUAAAAGAAAAUUUAUUACCAAAUGGAAAAACUUAACUACGUAUGGCGUGAGUACGUAUUCUCUGUACGCAUACGACACUAUUUGGCUCCUUGCUCGUGCUCUUGAUGAUUUCUUUGAUCAGGGUGGAAAACUUUCCUUCUCCAAAGGUCCUAAUCAAACGAAGGACUCACAAGGUGGAUUACUGAAUAUCGAUUCAUUGAGUGUAUUUAAUGGUGGGAAAAUCUUGCUUGAAGACAUCUUAAAAGUCAAAAUGAACGGAUUAACAGGACCAAUGGAAUUCACUUCCGAUAGAAUGCUGGUUUUUCCUGCAUUUGAAGUUAUUAAUGUGAUGCGUAAUGGGUUUAGGAACGUUGGGUAUUGGUCAAACUCCUCACGUCUAUCCAUUUCUCCUCCAAAACCACCCAAAACGAACCAAUCUAAUUCCACGCAGCUGCUGAAUAACGUAAUUUGGCCAGGUGAAACAGUUGAUAAGCCUCGCGGAUGGAUGCUUCCACAGAAUGGAAAACAAACGAAAAUUGGGGUUCCAGUUCGAAUCAGUUUUCAGGACAUUGUGAAAGAAGUCCAGGGGACUAAUAGGUACAUGGGAUACAGCAUCGAUGUGUUUGUUGCUGCAAUAAACUUGCUACCAUAUGCUGUUCCAUAUCAGUUCUAUCCGUACGGAGAUGGUCGUCAGAACCCUAGUUACACUGAUCUCGUGAAUUUGGUCAAUGCUGGUGUUUAUGAUGCUGCGGUGGGUGACAUUGCCAUCAUCACUAACAGGACAAGCAUGGUGGAUUUUACUCAGCCGUAUAUUGAGUCUGGGUUAGUUGUGGUGACACCGGUGAAGAAGCUAAGCUCUGGAACUUGGGCAAUUUUCAAGCCAUUCACUGUUGAAUUGUGGGGCGUUAUUUUGAUAUCUUUUCUAGUUGUGGGAGCAGUUGUUUGGAUUCUAGAACAUCGCAGAAACAAUGAUUUUCGUGGUACUCCUAAACAACAGUUUGGCACAACCCAAUGGUUUAUCUUUUCUACCCUAUUUUUCACCCACAAACAAAACAUGAAGAGUACUCUUGGUCGUUUUGGUAGUCAUUCUAUGGUUAUUUGUGAUCGUAUUGGAUAUGGAGCACGUUCAUUUGUCCGAGACUAUUUAGUCAAAGAAAUUGGCAUUUCCGAAGCUAGACUUGUUCCUCUUGAGUUGCCAGAAGACUAUGAAAAAGCUUUAAUCGAUGGUCCUAACAAUGAUGGUGUCAUUGCAAUUGUUGAUGAACGUCCGUAUAUCGAACUUUUCCUUUCGACCCGUUGCCAGUUCAGCAUUGUUGGUCCAGAAUUCACCAAAAAUGGAUGGGGAUUUGCCUUUCAACAGGAUUCUCAUCUUGCAACGGAUGUAUCAAAUGCCAUUCUCAAACUAUCUGAAACCGGAGAGUUACAAAGGAUCCACAAUAAAUGGCUAUUACGAAGUGCUUGCAGUUCACAAGGAGCAGAGUUAUCAGUAGACAGGUUGGAGCUAAAGAGUUUCAAAGGCCUAUUCCUUAUAAUUGGUUUAGCUUGUGUUCUUUCUCUUCUUGUAUACUUAGUGCCCACCAUAUAUCAGUAUACUAAACGCAAACCAGACACAUCUGUAUCAUCUGGACCAAGACACAUGCAAACGUUCAUUUCAUCCAUUGAUGAAAAAGAAGAUUUGGUUAUUGCCCAUUCCAAUAAAAGGCUUAGAGGGGCAAGUUCACUUGGGAGCAACAGAGAUGACGCAUCUGUGAAUGCCUAUUGA
This is a messenger RNA of Lactuca virosa, 2661 nucleotides long. NCBI's taxonomy places the organism in Eukaryota, Viridiplantae, Streptophyta, Magnoliopsida, Asterales, Asteraceae. The record is from the annotation of a GenBank genome assembly.